AUGAUAGCUGUUCAUGGCUUCUAUCGCUACACCGACAUCCAGUUUGAAUGGUACAAAUCGAUCCCCUCUGAACGCGGGCGUGGCGGACUCAGAGCGUUCCUAAACGCGGAAGCGCUGGUACAUCCCGACAACCCCUGGCACGCAGGAAAGCAGGGUGUUGAGCUGUAUCUUCUCACCAUCCCGAACGGCGAACAGAGGUUGUGUUUCUCAAGCAAGCAGCUGGAGUAUAUGCGCUAUUGGCUGCAGGCAGCAAAGGCUAUCGACAAGCUGGAAGAUAUCCCCCUCCCCUCGAGCGAGUACUUGAUCCUGGAGAGCCAGGUUAAGAGUGUAUCCCCGGUGACCUAUCGCACUCCCAAGGACCUCAAAAGCGCCAUGCGUGAUCUGUCAAAGUUCAAUAAACGCGUUAAGACCUCUCCCGGAGGACUUACCGAUCAGCGUACGAUGUUCGAGCGUGUCCGAGCCGCGUUCCAGACCAAGAAAGGCGUUUGGGCGGCAAUCGACUUCGAGAGCUUCGAAUACGAUCACAAGUCCAUAACCGAGUUUGGGUACUCUAUGUUGAGCUGGGACAAGAAAGGCAAGGAGGUGCGAGAGGAUGGCCACUGGUGUGUGCAGGAGAAUAUGCAUAAGCUCAACGGGAUGUAUGUCAAGGAAAACCGCCGAGGGUUCAAGUUCGGAACAUCGGAGAUAAUCCUCGACGCGGAAUUCCGCAAACGCGUGCACAACUUUAUUUAUACUCACGGCCUUCCCGGCCCUCUCUACCUCAUCGUCCACGGAGGUGCCGGAGACCGGGUCUAUCUCAACCUCUGCAACGUGCCUCUCCUCUCUAUAGCGCAUGACUUGCCCGGUACAACGCCCACCCCGAGAGGGAAGAACGCCGAGCCGUUGAAAGAGGGUGAACUACCCAACAUGUACACGCUCGACACGCAAGAGCUGUUCAAGGCACUGGAAGGGAACCACAAGAUCGCUAGAGGGCUGGAAAGGAUGUGCCAGCUUAUGCGUUUGCCGGACGUGAACCAGAUUGGGGGAUGGCAUAAUGCGGGUAACGAUGCUCAUUGGACACUCGAAGCACUCAUCGCCAUGGCUUCCGGAGAACCACUAGACAAACAGCGCGAGCUCCGCUGGCCUGACAAAGUCGCACCUCCGCUUGCGCCAGGCGCGCUGGGUCCGACGGAAACGAAGACUAACCGGCUUGCAGUACAGUGGGGAGAGGAGGAUGAAGAGGACUGGGAUUGGGAGGAAGAUGUUCUCUGA
Dacryopinax primogenitus is the source of this 1251-nucleotide messenger RNA. RefSeq lists its product as uncharacterized. NCBI's taxonomy places the organism in Eukaryota, Fungi, Basidiomycota, Dacrymycetes, Dacrymycetales, Dacrymycetaceae. The transcript is spliced from 4 exons. Gene Ontology annotation, molecular function: nucleic acid binding. The record is from RefSeq and is a predicted model, not a curated record. The coding region runs from base 1 to 1251 and encodes 416 amino acids. Gene Ontology annotation, cellular component: nucleus.